GAAAGAGAGUGUUGGCUUGUGACAGUGAGACAGUGGAGCAAUAGCAGAUCUCUCUCUCUCUCUCUCUGUUGUGUGCAAUAAGCUGCUGGGAAUCCAUCAUGUCUGUGUGUGCUCUGACCCUGAUCUUGGGCUGCCUCCUGCUCUUCCUGGGGGACAUCUCCAAACCAGCAGAGGGGUGCACGUGUGCCCCCAGCCACCCACAGGACGCCUUCUGCAACUCUGACAUAGUGAUCCGGGCCAAGGUGGUGGGUAAAAAGCUGAUGAAGGACGGUCCCUUUGGAACCAUGCGAUACACCGUCAAGCAGAUGAAGAUGUACCGUGGCUUCAACAAAAUGCCCCAAGUCCAGUACAUCUACACCGAGGCCUCGGAGAGCCUGUGUGGCGUGAAACUGGAGGUCAACAAAUAUCAGUAUCUGAUAACUGGACGUGUAUAUGAGGGAAAGGUGUACACCGGGCUGUGUAAUUUAAUCGAGAGGUGGGAGAAACUGACCUUCGCCCAACGGAAGGGACUGAAUCACCGCUAUCCUCUUGGUUGCACCUGUAAGAUCAAGCCUUGCUACUACCUUCCCUGUUUCAUCACUUCCAAGAACGAGUGCCUCUGGACGGACAUGCUCUCCAACUUCGGCUACCCUGGCUACCAGUCUAAGAACUACGCCUGCAUCAAGCAGAAGGAAGGCUACUGCAGCUGGUACAGAGGAUGGGCGCCCCCCGACAAAACCACAAUAAACACCACAGAUCCCUGAGCCUGACCUCUGCCCGGGCCCAGAAGCUGCAAUGGACAGUCGUUUUCUGAUCAGAUUAUAAAGUCAAAGAAAUUACGGCUAAUUUCUUGCAAAACCUAGCACUUGGAACGCUUCUCAUUUGCCAUCCUAUUGAAAAGCAUAUUUUUUAAUCACUUUUUUUUUUGUUUAAAAUCACCCAUUUCAGCCAGAUGUGAGCAGGAUUUUCUUGUAGGGUCUGGUUCAGUUCUGUAUUUUUGUAUUUCUCUGAAUGCUCAGAUAUUGGGCACCUAUCGAAUUCUAUGCCAGCAACCUUUUGUAUAUGUUGUUGAGAUGCCCUAAAGGGUAGAGGGUUUAUGUGGCUGUCGGAGUCUCUGGCGGUGAAUUUGCUCUAAUUUGCUCAUUUCCUUGCAGUUCCAGUUCUCUGCCACAAGAGGUGCUGCUUCACAGUUAGAGAAGGGACCUCUUUAGUAUAUGAAAGAAUGAAAAGUGCAUAUAUAGAGACAAAAAAAAGGUUAUAUAUCCUUAAAAAAAUACUUGUGCGCUGAGUCCAACCCUAAAUCCUACUUAAAAACCACUAUAUAUGACAUUGUGUAGAACUAGACUCAAGAAAGAGAAGCUAAAAUAUACAAAUUAUUCCUAAAUGAUAAUGUGAAAAUGCUGACGGCUGAUGUUGCCCCUCCUCUGUUUGUGGAGGGGCUUUUACUCCAUCAUGGGCCGAUCAUUGAAUUCAUCAGACAAUGGUUAUUAUUUUUGCACUAAUGUUUUUAAACAAGACAGGUCUAUCACCUCCCUCCCGGCACCGAGUCACUAUGUUGCCCCGGGGGUGGUAAAUAUUUUAAACUUUUCUAAUGCCAUACAGGUCAGUGGCAAAAUAUAUGACUAUUAAAGACCAAUUAGGUAUUGCCUGGGAAGUGGAUGGAAUUUUAGAUGUAAGUAGCUCCCUCUUGUGGCAAGAGAUAGUAACUGAGAGGAAUGAUCCCCCUCUUGUGGCCUGGAGUGGUAGUGUUAGCUACAGAUUCUUAUUGUGUAUAUGGGACAUGCCAUGUAUUUUUGAUUGGGGGGGGGUUCUGGAGCUGACACAAUUUUGGAAAUUUACCAAACUGGUAAACUUCACUGAGAAAGGGUUUUAAAUUCAUAUUGACAUGCAGUAACACCUCCAGGCCACUAGAGGCGCUAAGAUGAAUCUUUAUAAAGGGAUGUUGUCAUCACAAAAUUUCCAUAUUUUAUAAUCCCAUUGUUUUAUAGUCGCCUUUAAUACACUUUGUAUAUUUUUUUCAUGUCAUAUAUAUGGUUUAAAAUCCCAUGGAUCAUUUGUUCAGCUUUAAAGGGGAAAUACCCCUUUAACUAACCAUUUCUAUGGGAACCACUUUCCUUUAACUAUUGAAGACCUGUCGAGGGAGUCCUAGAGCUGUAUUUUGUUGAUGGCAAUAUCCCUUUAAGGCUUGUUCCUGACAGGGGUUGUUCACCUUUAAAUGAACUGUUAGUAUGCUGUAGAGAGGGAUAUUCUGAGACCAUUUGCAAUUGGUUUUCAUUUUUUAUUAUUUGUGGUUUUUCAGCUUUUUAUUCAAUUUCAGCAGUCUAGUUGCUAGGGUCCAAAUUCCCCUAGCAACUAUGCAUUAAUUAGAGUAAGAGACUGGAGGUGUGAAUAGACUUGCGUGUAUGUGCACGUCCGUGUACUCUCGUUUGUGUGUUUUUCCUAGGGCUCCCAGCCGGCCUGGCCCGGCACUGAGCCUUACAGAGCAUUUGUUGUUUUUUAGGUAGGGUCAGUGACCCCCAUUUGAAAAGUGGAAAGCGUUAGAAGAAGGCAGAUGAUUAAAACAAACUAUCAAAAAUGAAGACCAAUUGAAAAUUUGCUUAGAAUUAGCCAUUCUAUAAUGUACUAAAAGUUACCAUAAAGGUGAACCGUUUACGAGCCAGAGGGGUAGAGUGAAGUGGUUAUUUGUUAGCAGUAAACUGGAUAUAUUCUAGAUACACACGAAUGGGUGAUGUUUUAUAUAUAUAUAUAUAUAUAUAUAUAUAUAUAUAUAUAUAUAUAUAUAUAUAUAUAUAUUUUUUUUUUUAUUUUUUUUUCUUAUUAAAAAAAAAUCUAGAACUGGAUAUAUUCUAGAUACACACGAAUGGGUGAUGUGUUUUAUAUAUAUAUAUAUAUAUAUAUAUUUUUUUUUUUUUUUUUUUUUAAUUUUUAAUUUUUUUUUUCUUAUUUAUCUUUGAAGAGGAAAAGGUUUAAUAUAUCUUCACUUCAUUCCGAGUAGGGAGUAGCUGUUUUGUUCUCUUUAUGUUUUUUAAUACCGAUAUUUAGAGGUUUGAUACAUUAUAUCGCAGAUAAGAUUUUAUAAAUAUAUAUAUGUGCUAUAUUUUGCAGAGA
Molecule: messenger RNA, 3087 nt
Organism: Xenopus laevis (African clawed frog)
Lineage: Eukaryota; Metazoa; Chordata; Amphibia; Anura; Pipidae
Gene: timp3.S
Product: TIMP metallopeptidase inhibitor 3 S homeolog
Exons: 5
Coding region: 99-743 (214 amino acids)
Biological process (GO): response to hormone; negative regulation of membrane protein ectodomain proteolysis; response to cytokine
Cellular component (GO): extracellular matrix
Molecular function (GO): protease binding; metalloendopeptidase inhibitor activity
Source: RefSeq, a predicted model, not a curated record